AAGCAAACUAAUACUCAUUGGUUUCUUUAAUUGCCUUUGGUACCUACAUACUGGUAAUAAUACAAGUGCAUUAAUUAAGUCAAAUAACUCAAUACAGCAAUAUAUAGUGAAUGAUCAUCGACUUUAAAUAAUUCUACGUUUCAAUGUCCUUUGAUAGGAAAUAUGUCCACUAACGUCUCUUCAUAACUUGAAUUGAUUCUACAUAGAAGGGGUUUUCCGUUUUUUAUUGAAUUGGAUAAGUGAUACAACAAAUAUUAUUUGUUUGAAUUAGAAGAAUACAUCAUUUCGGUUGCUAUAAAUAUGUGCACAAAAUAAAUUCGCUCAUAAGUCGUAAGUGCUGUUUUUGCUUCACACUUCAGCAAAAGUCAGGAUGUUCAAGCGACUUUUGAAGAUUGCGUUCGUCCUAUUGAUAACAUUAUGGAGUGUCAAUGCCGCUCCCAGGCCGGAACCAAUACCAGGAUGGGGUAAAGGUGGAGGGUUUGGUGGCGGAUUUGGCGGCGGUGGUGGUAGAGGAGGAGGUUUUGGAGGAGGAGGUGGUGGAGGUGGAGGAUUUGGAGGUGGCGGAGGUUUCGGUGGUGGUGGUGGUGGUGGAUUUGGUAGAGGAGGUGGGGGAGGGUUUGGAGGUGGAUUUGGAGACGGCAGAUGGGGACGAUGA
This is a messenger RNA of Agrilus planipennis (emerald ash borer), 655 nucleotides long. Its product is annotated as glycine-rich protein 5-like. Lineage: Eukaryota; Metazoa; Arthropoda; Insecta; Coleoptera; Buprestidae. The record is from RefSeq and is a predicted model, not a curated record. The transcript is spliced from 2 exons. The coding region runs from base 371 to 655 and encodes 94 amino acids.